AUGAAGCUGUCCGCCAUCACCCUCCUCGCCCUCGCCGCGGGUGCCAUUGCUGCUCCUGCCCCGGCCCCCGAGGCCGAGGUUGCUCCCCAGGAGGAGAAGCGAGAGGCAUCUCCUGGAUACGCAAGCUACGGCGACUACAAGGGAGCUGGCGAGAACUUGCCUAGCUAUCCUAGCUAUGGCACCUAUGGAGCCAAGCCCAAGCCCAAGCCCAAGCCCAAGCCUGCUCCCAAGAAGCCUGCUCCUAAGAAGUAUACCAACUAUGGAAGCUACAACUACAAGAAGUACGGCAGCUACGGCUCCUACAAGCGCGAGGAGGUCGAGAAGAGAGAGGCCGAGCCCGAGGUCGAAGUCGAGGUUGAGAAGCGAGAGGCUGAGCCUGAGGCCGAGGUUGAUGUUGAGAAGAGAGAGGCUUCCCCCGGCUAUGCUACCUACGGUGACUACAAGGGUGCCGGCGAGAACCUCCCCAGCUAUCCUAGCUACGGUACCUAUGGUGCUAAGCCCAAGCCCAAGCCCAAGCCCGCCCCCAAGAAGCCUGCCCCCAAGAAGUACACCACCUACGGAAGCUACAGCUACAAGAAGUACGGCAGCUACGGCGCCUACAAGCGCACCACCGACUGGAUCAAGUCCUGGUUCUAA
This is a messenger RNA of Fusarium vanettenii 77-13-4, 636 nucleotides long. RefSeq lists its product as uncharacterized. Bases 1 to 636 code for a protein of 211 amino acids. Lineage: Eukaryota; Fungi; Ascomycota; Sordariomycetes; Hypocreales; Nectriaceae. The record is from RefSeq and is a predicted model, not a curated record. The transcript is spliced from 3 exons.